GCUAUAAACCGGAGUAGUUCCCUGUGUUAUCUUACAUAGCUGAGCAGUACAAUAGUUCUAGAUGGCUACUGUUAACACCACAGUUCCCGGGAUGUCAUAUACCGUGUUUGGUAACACAACUCUUCUAUCGGACGGUUUGGAUAACACCACCGCCGUCAAUUACAUAUGUUCGGAAGCCCCUGACGAAUAUGCAGUCUUUUAUAAGUGGGCGCAAUUCGUAACCGGACUUAUAAUAUACCCUAUAGUAUGUGUGGUUGGAAUCAUCGGUAACACACUGACGCUUAUUGUGCUUGGCCACAAGGACAUGCGAACAGCCACAAAUGUUUAUCUGUCAAGUCUCGCUGUGUCCGAUACCAUCAAACUUCUUAACGAUCUGAUGUACUUUGUUCUACUUUUGCUUAAGUUGGAAAAUCUUGACGAUGACAAUAAGAUCAUAUUUAAUUUCUACCCAUAUGCUCAUUACAUUUUCAACAUGUCGGUGUGUGUGACUGCGUGGCUGACAGUUUCUGUGGCCGUUGACCGUUACAUUGCAGUCUGCCACAUCACAAAGGCUAAAGAGAUGUGCACCACUGCACGUGCGCGUAUCGUCAGCACGGUUGUGUUCGUGUCCAUGAUCACGUUGUCUGUACCCUCCGCGCUCAGGUACAGACCAAUGUUGCAGUAUGACGACCGUUUAAACGUGUCCUGCUAUCAGAUUCGGCAGAGCACGCUUGGUCAGAAUGACCAGUUCAUGACUCCUUACACAUGGGUCCAAAACUCACUGCGCUCCAUCAUACCGCUCAUUGUUCUCAUUUUCCUCAAUGCGAGGAUCAUUAACGAACUGAGGAAGCAGCGUGUUCCGGGCAAAAAGCUCUCGUCACGGAACAGGAUUACUCUAAUGCUUAUUGUCAUCAUUCUGUGCUUUGUAGUGUGUAUAAUGCCAGAUGCUGUUAUGUCCUUGUUCUUUGGCUUCGGAUAUGUGGACGAGACCAGCUUAGUUCGCGGGAUACGCGAAAUAACGGAUUCACUUUUGGCUAUUAAUUCAGCUUUGAACUUUGUGCUAUACUGUAGCAUGAGCAAGAUUUUUCGAACGACUUUCAUGAAAAUAUUUUGCAAUAAUUGUACAGUUCAGCGAAAGGUUUCUGAACGCCUGCUGCAGAACGGCCAUAGCGGUGCCGCUGUAUCGGUUGCGCGGAAAGACAGCAACGGUUGUAGCGGCAAUAACAACAAGGACUCUAGGGAGACGUAUGUCUAGAAAAAUGGGGGACAAGUCACCAUACACUCAGACUACGUCUAUAGAGGUCAGUGGACACGUUACCAUGCGCUCAGACGUACGUCUAUAGAGGCCAGUGGACACGUCACCAUACACUCAGACGUAUGUCUAUAGAUGUCAGUGGAAGUCGUACGUCUAUAGAGACCACUUGGGACAAGUCACCAUACACUCAGACUACGUCUAUAGAGGCCAGUGGACACGUUACCAUACACUCAGUCGUACGUCUAUAGAGGCCAGUGGAGUGGAUACGUCACAAUAGCCUAUGUCGUUCGUCAAGUCGCAUGUCGUACGUGUUGUCGUGGAAACGUAAAAAAUACGUUCGUACGCAUGUCUUAGUGGGAGUGGAAUACAGUCUUUACAAUCAAUCGGUGUGUAUCUCAGUGAGGGUACGAGUGAGGGUAAUUCAAUUAAAGAGUGUUGGUGCAUACUAUGACAAACUAUAGAGUAUGUGUAGCUCAAAAGAUGGCGAUGACGUGUCCCCGACUUGAAUAAAUUGCAAGCAUCUGUUCUGGUAUCCGAGUGAAGUAUUAUACCCGAAUCCGUGUGGAAUCUGGGAAAUAAUACUGGAGAAGUUAAAAAAAAGAUUUAUGCAAAGUAAAUACAAGUGACAAUACAAAGGUGACUUUGUCAACGAAAUGUGAUCGUUUUCUUGUCAACGGUCUUGGUGUUGGAGAAAUACAAUUAUUGCUCUCGAGGGAUAACAUAGCGACCUUGUACUCUGCAGUUUAGGUGUUAUGAUACCAUAAAAAGUAUUGAAGGCAGAUGGCAACAUUACGUCUAUAUGAGAGCGUUGAGAAUUUGUACUCCGUAAUAUAGAUGUCGCGUUACCAUAAAGAAAGUCGUAGGCAUGUGGUGCCGAUACGUCUAUAUUUGAGUCCUGGGACUUGGUUCGCGGCUGUAUAGGUGUUUUGUUGCCAUAGAGAAUUAUUUUAGUAAGAUGGUGACGAUACGAAUGUGAGUAUUGAGUCUGGACAUUCGAGGCAAGAUGAUCUGCUAAACGCCGCGUGUGGUACGAAUGUUUGUGUUGAGUCUGGACAUUCGAGACGAUGAUUAGCUAAUCGCCGGGGUGCUGUGAAUGCCAGCUCUGCUUUUAAUACGGUAUAAUUGCAUAAUAAAACAGAUACUUUGUACAUAUAUUUUUGGGCAUAUGAAUCAAAUGCUUUGUGAUGGAUAGUGUUAAACAAUUAUUUUAUCAUAUUUAUCAGCCUCAUCUAUCUGUAGACAACACAAUGAGCCUUAUAUAAUGACGCUAUCUUGUAUAAAAUACCUUAAUGCUAAUGUUCUCCCGCAUAGAAUUUCAGGACAAAAUCGUGUGGACGAAUUAUGAACUCUGCAACUCUUGGAAUUUAAGUUCUUGAAAGCAGCCUUCAAUUAGGUACUUCGAUGUGCCUACAGGUCACGUGGCAUCUUCAGUGUUAUUUGAUAAAGAAGCUGGAUCUUGAUGAUAUGGCAGAUUCAUGCAUUUUUGUUAUUGCUUCUUAUGAUUAUAUGCUUUUCUGACAAUUAUGAGCCAAUGUUGCUGAAGUAAAUUGAAAACGUUCAGUGGGAAGCCUUGUGAGUGUAACUGUUUCGUACUCAUUGAUACUGACUGAUUUUUUUUUUAUUGAUUUUGUUUUUGUUUUGUUUAU
This is a messenger RNA of Pecten maximus, 2880 nucleotides long. RefSeq names its product nociceptin receptor-like. Gene Ontology annotation, molecular function: G protein-coupled receptor activity. The transcript has a single exon. The coding region runs from base 62 to 1234 and encodes 390 amino acids. Gene Ontology annotation, biological process: G protein-coupled receptor signaling pathway. The record is from RefSeq and is a predicted model, not a curated record. Gene Ontology annotation, cellular component: membrane. Lineage: Eukaryota; Metazoa; Mollusca; Bivalvia; Pectinida; Pectinidae.